This is a messenger RNA of Lytechinus pictus (painted urchin), 5787 nucleotides long. Its product is annotated as RNA polymerase II-associated factor 1 homolog. Gene Ontology annotation, cellular component: Cdc73/Paf1 complex. Bases 123 to 1751 code for a protein of 542 amino acids. Gene Ontology annotation, biological process: transcription elongation by RNA polymerase II. The transcript is spliced from 14 exons. Lineage: Eukaryota; Metazoa; Echinodermata; Echinoidea; Temnopleuroida; Toxopneustidae. Gene Ontology annotation, molecular function: RNA polymerase II complex binding; chromatin binding. The record is from RefSeq and is a predicted model, not a curated record.
GCUUACUCGAGGACAUCGCACAAUCAGUGUAUCGUUCAAUUUUCAUGUGCUAUGUUUUUUUGUUUGCACCAACCCAAAAUCUACUGUCGGUUUUCUUCCCUUUUAUUGCUCAUUAAAUCGAAAUGCCGCCGACAAUACAGAGUGGAGAAAGAAAGGACAGAGAUCGGAAAUCCCGUUCUACAGGCCCAGCCAGGUCUGACAUUGUCUGUCGAGUGAAGUAUGCCAACUCCCUUCCCGACAUCCCGUUUGAUCCCAAGUUCAUCACCUACCCGUUUGAGGCCAAUCGCUUCGUCCAGUACAAUGCCACGUCGUUAGAGAGAAAUUACAAGCACGAGCUUCUGGCCGAACAUGACCUGGGAGUGACCAUCGAUCUCAUCAACCCAGACACAUACAGAAUACCAGAUGAACAUGUUGAAUUGGACAUAGCAGAUGAGAAGCUCCUUGAAGAAGAGAUUGCAACCCCAGGAGAUUCUAAGAGAUCCCGGCAACAUUCCAAGAGCGUUUCAUGGCUUAGAAAGACAGAAUAUAUCUCCAGUGAAUACAACAGAUCUCAGCAUAGCAAGGACAAAGUUGAAACAAAAGUCGCUUACCAUCUCAAGAAGCAAUUCAAUGAAGAAGAUCUUUACAAGGACCGCAGCAACCAGAUCAGUGCAAUCCAGAAAACAUUUGAAGAUGCAAAGAAACCGAUUGAAACACAUUACAGCAAAUCUCGUGUUACUCCAGUUGAAAUCCUGCCAGUCUUCCCAGACUUUGAGACCUGGAUUCAUCCAUGUGCUCAAGUCAUCUUUGAUUCCGAUCCAGCUAUAAGGGAUAAAUCUACACAACAACAGAUUGAGGAGAUGUCACAGGCCAUGAUCAGGGGUAUGGUUGAUGAGAGUGAGGAGCAGUUUGUUGGAUAUUUCUUACCGACGGAGGAGACGUGUAGAAAGCGAAAGAGAGACUUUGAGGAAGAUAUCGAUUAUGUGGAAGGAGAAGAGUAUGAAUACAAGCUUACGAGAGAGUACAACUGGAAUGUAAAGAACAAGGCGAGCAGAGGCUACGAAGAGAACUACUUCUUCGUCUUCCGGAAAGGAAAGGGCGUUUUCUACAAUGAACUGGAAACAAGGGUGCGGCUGAGUAAGAGGAGGGUCAAAGAUGCACCAUCUAGCAAUUCUGUCUUGGUUGUUAAGCACAGAGAACUAUAUGAUCAAGAAUCAGCUAUGCAGGACAUGCGAAUGAACCAACUGGAGAAUGUCAUCCAGGAGGAAGAAGAAGAGGAAGUUGAGAUGGAGACUACAGAAGGAGGAGAGGGAGAAGAACAGGAGGAAGGAGGAGAAGAGGAAGAAGGAGCAGAAGGAGAAAGUCAAGAGGAGGAGGAAGAAGAGGAAAGGGAAGUGGAGCAACAAGAUUCAGAUGCUGAACAAGUGGAGGAAGCGGGCAGUGGAGAAGAGGAAGAACAAGAAGCAGAGGAGGAAGGAGAGGAGAUGGUAGAAGGAGAGGAAGAAGGAGAGGAAGAACAGGUGGCAAGCGGGAGCGAACAAGAGGCAGCCAGCGGAGAGGAAGAGGAGGAGCAGGAGCAGGUGGAGAGAGAAGAAGAAGAGGAAGAAGAAGAAGAGGAGGAAGAAGAAGAGAGAGGGAAGAGGGAAGUUAGGGAUGAGGAAGAGAUCUUUGGUGAUAGUGAUAGUGAGGAAGAACAAGGAGAAGAAGAGGAGGAGGAGGAGCAGCAGCAGGAGAGUGAGGCGGAAUCACCGGUUGCAAGUGACAGUGAUUGAAACCUUCAAAUAACUCUAAACCCAUAGACUAAUUAUUUCUGUCAUUCCCAUAGGCUUUGUACAGGGAUCACUCGAUUCCUGUAGGUAAUGGGUUAACCUGAUGACUACUGCAUUAUGUUAUUCCAAUAGGCUUUGUACAGGGAACAUCAGUAGGAAAUGGGGUUAACUUGUUGACUGCUGAAUUCUGGAAUCCCCUUAAGGCAGUUUACAGGGAUCACCCGUUUCCAGUACACAGUGGGUUAACCAGUUGACUUCUGAAUGCUGCCAUUCCCAUAGGCAUUGUACAGGGGUCACCCAGUUCCAGUAGGCAAUGGGAUACAAGGAAUCUUGACUCUUUGGCUUUGCUACUCCUGCAGCCAAACUCGUUCAGUGAACACUCUCACAAGAACCGCUCUGCAUUAUGUUAUGUCUGUCAUAUAUGGCUAAAUUCUGAGAAAGUAGAGUUUUAACACAUCAGGGGGCUAUUUCACAAAGAUUUAAGUAUGACUUAGAGUUGCACGUGAAUGCCUAGUUGCGUGCGAUAUAAAAGGCAUGACCGUAUUGGUCAGAUCAUGUCAAGAGGACACGCACUGCUGCAUAUUAAUCAUUUAGAUUGCGCAUUGCAUAUCAUGUAUGUGUCGGCAUGUCAGUGAAACAGCCCCCAGUUGUAUCCAGAUGGAAUGACAAAAAGAGAGAAAGAAAGAAGAAAGGGUACGUCAAAGAAAUAACUCCAUUCUGUAGCAAUAUAAUGCCAAAAGUUAUAUUAAGAAAAUAUGAAUCACAUUUGUCGCUUUAUAUCAUCUUACAUCCCCACCCCCACCCCUCCCCUAAUACCUUGACUUUAUGCUGCCUCUGUGUUGGAAGUUUAGUAUAUGGUGUCUCUCAUUUUAUAUAUUGCAUCCUCUUUUCUUCCUCUCUAACUAGUCUGCAUGUACAGACUCAAAUUGACACUUUCACAAAUUAUACAAUACCUAGAGGGAAGACUAGACUCCAAACUCUCUGUUUAUGACAGUCACAGCACAUGAGUGAAUCUAGUAUAGCUACUUCAGACUCUCUAUUAUACACUAUACAAAUUGCAAAACUAAGGUCUGUGCCUGAAGUCUACUCUGUAACUCCCGAUAUUUCAAAUAUAUAUAUAUAUAUAUAAUCACAAAAGGUUUAGUAAAUGCCGUAGAAAUAAAAUCGUAGAUUUUAAAAGGAGCAUAGCUCUCAAAAAUGAAAGGUAAAGUCACACUCUUCGUCAGUGCCCAUGAUGUGACAAAAAAGAGAAUUCAAAAUCAGUUUCUGAAACAGUCGUGAAAAACACGUCUGUUCAUGGGCAAACGGAUUUUGAAACUCACCUUUCAAAGAAAUCAAUUCGCUGAAGAUGGAGGAAGCGCACUGUAAAAGAUGCAUCUAAAGACGCGUUACCAUGACUGCAAGAUGACAAAGGCGAAUCUCCGGCUCCAAAACAGGAAAAUCUGAAAAGGGCCUCACCGCCAACAGUCGAAGUUAAGCAGUAAAAAAUACCUGAGUAAAAUAGAAAUAGUCUGCUUCGGCAUAAGGAAUAAAAUAAUCACAAAAGGUUAAGUAAAUGCCGUAGAAAUAAAAUCGUAGAUUUUAAAAGCAUAGCUCUCAAAAAUGAAAGGUAAAGUCACACUCUUCGUCAGUGCCCAUGAUGUGACAAAAGAGAGAAUUCAAAAUCCGUUUCUGAACAGACAUAUAUAUAUAUAUACAAGUAUAUACCCAUUGGCUAUUAUUAUACAGUACUAUUGAGGGAAAAAAAUCUUAAUUUUGUGGGGGAUAAUGCCAAUCAAGGUGAGAAGGAGAUUGUAUUAUUGUUUGAUUUUAUUCAGUAUAUUUAAUUUCCAACCAUAUGUAAUUGACGUAUAUUUGACAUUGUGAAACUAUGAUUCUCCAAAGCUGUAGUACCAGUAAAAUACCAUAAGCACCACCCAGCACCAUCCAGCUCGCUGGUUGGUGCCACUUUAUGGUUGCUUGAUUGAUAUGCCUAUUACUAUUGCAGUUUAAAGGGCAAGUGAACCGACCUACACUUCAUGUGGUUUCUCAUUGACUGUGUUAUUAUAAAUGGCGAGUCUUGAAAUAUAUACCAUUGAGAAUGAGAAUAAAUCAGCCUGUGAUUUUAUUUGCAUGGAUACACUAAAAUAUUCUGAGUAGAAAAGUUCUUAUUUUGCUACUUGGUAACAUGAUUAUUUGUGUAUGAAUGUAUUGAGCAGUGAAUUAGUGUGUUGUCAUUCAAGUGGGCCUGUAUUUCAAGACUACAACACUCAGAAUGUUGCAUUGUGGGUUUGGAACCCGGCCAGACAUGAGCAGUUGAGGUGAUCUGUACAACGCUGCUGGUUUGUAUUUGCUUUAAAAUAGAUUGAAACUUUGAAAUGAGUACCGUAGUGCUUACCAUAGGACUGUUGGCUUGUAUUAGACUUUGAGCAGCAUUAAUUACCACUGACCGCCAACUUUAACACAAAUGGUACAUUUUGAUAAGGCCUAUAGUGCUCUCUGGUGAUUCUGAUAUGUUUGGAUGGGAGAGCCCCACUCACACUCUCCCUUGGUGGUAGUGUUGCUGACCCAAACCCCCUCAAGGAAAAAAAAGAAUUGCAUUAGAACCUCUGGUUUAUAUUCACUUGCUCUACAAGCAGUUGGUCUAUAUAUGUGGAGCGUUGUGGCCCAGUGGAUUAGUCUUCGGACUUUGAAACAGGGGUCGUGGGUUUGAAUCCCAGCCAUGGCGUAAUUUCCUUUGGCAAGAAAUUUAUCCACAUUGUGCUGCACUCGACCCAGGUGAGGUGAAUGGUUACCCGGUAGGAUUUAUUCCUUGAAUGCUUUAGCGCCUAUAUGGCCGCUCAGCUACAGCCGGGGUAAUAAUAUACCAAGUAUAUUUCAGCGCCUUGAGCACAUAAUCAAUGUGGAUUUGGCGCUUUAGAAACACUCUAGGCCCCCUAUAUUAUUAUUAUUAUUAUAUACUCCAAUAUCACAUGGGCUAAACCCAUUGGCCGGUAUUCUGAACUCGGGUUUAAAUUAAACCCUGGUUUAAAGUUGUAGUUUAACUAUGGAGAGCCAAUUGGAGCACAAAUCCCAAACAGUACACAUACUGUAUAUGACACCCAAAUUGUUCAUAAUUGUCUGGGAAUGAUAACUGAAGUAUUUUUCUUCAUUAUGAAAGCAAAAGGAAACAAAAUAGUAAACAUAAGAAAUAUACAAUAUAAACAGAAUUUUGAACUUUUGGCUCCCCAUAAUUGUAGCACAGAGUCAGACCGUGGUCUAAGCGAAACCUGACUUCAGAAUACGGGCCAUUUGGUCUUCUCUCAUUUUGGUCUAUGUGUGACAUUUGGUUUCCACUUACACUAGGUCUACAGUGCUCCAGUACCCAUGCUAGUCUAAUUAUUAUUUAGUUAAAUGCCCCAAUGAUCUAAUUUCCACUCGGUUUGCUUAUUGCUUUGCACUUUGUCAAAUGCAUGCAGAUCUUUGAAAGGUAAAAUGCACUCCCGGGAAUGCACUAUAUAAGAACUGUUCUAUUAUUUUAUUAUUAUUAUGAAAAUCUGCUUCAUAAAAUGUUGUCUUAUAUAGACUACCAUACGUCGUAUUAGACCAAGUAGAUAUUAGACAAAGUAGUGAAUGGCUUUUGGGCUCCAUGGCAAUUAGAUCAUAUGAUUGUAAAAGAACAGAUUUUAGAUGAACAAGGAUUAGGCAAUGUGGGAUGAGGCCAAAUGCAAAGUAGACAAAGUGGCAAUUAACUGCCACCACUGACCCCAUCAAAAAGGAUCAUUGUUUGACAUUAUUUAGCAGUAGUAAUAAAUGAUGAGCUUCCCUAUUUGUGCAUCAUUCACCCUAGUCUCAAAUUCUACACCAUCAUAUUGAGAGGAAAAAAAUAAAAGAUCAUUCAGUUUGGAAUAACAUCUCUUUAAAAUUGAUGGUAAUAGAUUGAUCUAGAUUAUGAUCAUAUACUAGCCUUUGCUUUCUGUCAAGCCUUUGACCUGCAGAGAGGAUUUUUGCCAGCUUCUGGUUUCUAAUGUGUAAAUAUUGUAAAUAUGCUAUUAAAAUCAUGUUACAUUGGUAAAUUAAA